Molecule: messenger RNA, 1500 nt
Organism: Lachancea fermentati
Lineage: Eukaryota; Fungi; Ascomycota; Saccharomycetes; Saccharomycetales; Saccharomycetaceae
Source: the annotation of a GenBank genome assembly
AUGAAAUAUGAGGAUCCGAUCAUCUCUCAUUUCAAAACCAAAGAGCUCAUCGACAAGGACGAUCUCAAAAGACUCAUCGAGGAACAAAAGCAAAAGAAUGCCGACAACACCGUCUCUGUGGGGCGUGGGAGCAGUAACAGACAAGAUCUAGCGACUUGUGAAGGUGCAUUGUCCGUAUAUACAGAUCUUAUAAAGCUGAAGUUUCUUCUACAGAAAUCUUGGGAGCUACAGACACUAGUUAAAAGUGUUUUGAUCCGUUUCGAUAUACAGGGAGUUGGACUUACUAGGGAGGAAAGAACGUUGAAUCAUUCAGAAGAUUUUUAUAAAGACAUUGCUCUCAAAACGAUUUCAAAAUGUGAGAAGCUUUCCAAGAGUCUUGAGCAGCUCUCGUUGGACUCUCAAAGAAUUGUCGAUUAUAUUCAGUCAGUCUGUGCGGAAGAUAUCUCUCAUUAUUUAAGUGACACCAUCUGCUUGCUUCUCGAAAUGUGGUUUUUGUGCGGAAAAGUAUCCAGACAACUUAAGAGGAACGUUGCGGGGUUGUUCAUAAGGGCAAAGGUGUUGCUUAUAGAUUAUGAAUUGGAAAUUAUACGGCAAGAAACGCCAGAACUUGACUCCGAGGAUUAUAGUACUUUUAAGGAAACCGUUAAAUCAUACCGUUCAUUUAUCAAGAUUUUUCUACAGCAGCUACAAGAUUCAGAACUAAGUCAAAAUCAUUCUCAAUUUGAAGAAUGCCUCCACGUCUUUUUGGAUAUCGAGUCAAUGUAUAGCGCAAUGAACUUCAAUUGGCUCCUAAUCGAUGGCAAGUCAAUGCACACGGAUUUAGAUGAUAUCCAAGACAGCUAUGUCGACGUAGGGGAGGACAUGGAAGAAUUAAACAAUAUUAAUGGCUUUGUGGACAAGAUAGUGGACAAAGAAGAGGAUGAUGACCUUGCACCUUUACAGAAACUUCCAAAUACACAAUCGCCAAGAAGGUUCUCGGAGUCUUCUUCCACGUCUGAUAUAUCACUAAUGAUGGAACGAACGUCUCUAUCAAAAGAAUUACCGAAUCUCUUGCAGGCAUUUAAUAAUGCAAAGAAACUGGAACAAGAACUGGAAAAUGUUAGAAAUACCAGCAAUUCAUCACGUGAAAGUACUCCUGUGGGUUCGCCUUUAGUGGGUCUUUCCUCAUCAGCAUUAACUUCAUCAACAUUCAGCCCCAGUUCUAGUAUACUAUUAAGUUCUACGAGUAAAUUUGAGGGAGAAAGCCCAUUUUUAGCAUCUCCCUCAAACAGCAUGAUACUUGAAGUGACCUCUAGUAACUAUACUGAAAACAUUGGUGCGUCUGGCCAUCUACCUCCUACUCCACUUUCACAACUAGACAUGAGCUCUCAACUAAUAAGAAACGACAUACUUAGAAUGAUGAAAAACCAAAAUCCGUCCAAGUAUGCAUAUAACAGAAAAAUAAAUGGGUUUGGUAGCAAUGUGCUCAAUAGCCUGUACGGAAUAGGCGAUAAGAGGUAA